Messenger RNA from Fusarium subglutinans, 348 nucleotides. RefSeq lists its product as uncharacterized. The transcript has a single exon. The record is from RefSeq and is a predicted model, not a curated record. Lineage: Eukaryota; Fungi; Ascomycota; Sordariomycetes; Hypocreales; Nectriaceae. The coding region runs from base 1 to 348 and encodes 115 amino acids.
AUGCGACUCGAGCAACUCCGUAUGCGAAAUCAAGGACAAGAUUCAGAGCCUGCAUCGCCAGGCCAGACGGUGGAAGCGAGAAUCGAGACAGCAGAAAAGGAGAUCAAGGCCGUAAAAAGGAGAAUAAGCACAGCAGAAAGGGAGACCGAAGCCCUGCAAAAACGAACCGACGAAAUAGACCCCGAAGGCUAUGACGCAAAGCUUUUGGAGGUACAACAGGAGCUAAUUGAGGUCGAUGACAAGUGCUCAGGCAUCGAAAAUACCAUGGUGACUCGAGAGAACUUGGAAGAUUUCGGAGAGGACAUUAGACAAACUAUCGGGAAAAGAAUAAUGGGUAAUGAUCAUUGA